AUGACUACAUCAAGGAAGGGCAAAGCACCGGAACGAGGAACCGCGUCUACGUCUUCUGCAAAGAGAAAGAUUGACGACGAGGACAGGGUUGCUUCCACCGCCUCCAAGAAACCCCGAGUCUCCAUUGCCGACCUCCUGUCAUCCCAGCAAAGCAACAGUUGGAAUGAUAACAGUCGAACCAGCCAGGCCGACGGGAACAGUGACGGAAACCUGAGAAAGAUGGGAACCACUACUCCACAACCGGCGAAGACCUCAUACGCCAACAUGUAUUCGUUUACGCCUUCCAAAUCCGUCACGAGUAACGUCGUCGACUUAACGGCCUCACCCUCGUCUCCCGAGUCACAGAAGAGGAAAGCAUCAUUCGCCAACCCGAGAACACCUUUCAAUCCUCACCAAGGGCCUAGGAAAUUGGUCGUGAAGAACCUUCGGACUGUUCCUCGGAUAGACCCUGCGCAGUACUUUGAGCAGAUAUGGGUGCAAGAGGACAAGGCUCUUGAUGCCAUCUUCAACAAGGAGAAAGAAGCAUAUUCGUUAGAAGAACUCUACAAGGGUGCCGAGAAUGUCUGUCGGCAGGGCAAUGCCCCGGAACUGUACAACCGGCUGGGCAAGAAGUGCGAAUUACACCUUAUCGAGCAUGUGAGGGAUGGCAUUCGGCGAGAUGAGGAAAGCUCUCCGGACGCCGAAGUUCUCCGGGCUUUUGUCAAUGCUUGGACAACAUGGCAGAAGCAGUUGUUGACAGUCCGGCAGAUCUUCUACUAUUUGGAUCAAACAUACCUGCUACGGUCCGCAGACAACCCAAGUAUCACACAGAUGGGAUUGAUCAAGUUCAGAUCUUGCGUCUUUCAAGACCAGUUCAUCAGGCAGAAGGUCCUGUCCGGGGUCGUCACACUCAUCGACUCUGAUAGGGGAGGAAAUCUGAGCGAGAACGAAACCAGUCUCUUACGCCAAUCCAUCGACGCGUUGCAUGAGUUGAGCAUUUACACGGGCGACUUCGAGCCUGUGUUCGUCUCGACUACCGAACAGUACUUCAGGACAUGGCGCCAAACGAAAGCCAACAAGGACGAUCUUUCUGACUACGUCAACAACUGUACUGAUCUUCUUACCCGCGAGAUGUCUCGAUGCGAUUUCUUGACAUUUGAUCGAAGUACAAGAGCGCUCGUCGCAGAUCUCUUUGACAAUAUUCUGAUCGAAGAGGAACUCGAUGUCCUUACCAACGGUGACAGUAUAUUAGAUCUUUUCGAGGACGACAAAUACGAAGAGCUGGAGCGACUCUACACGCUGCUACAGCGCAAGAGACAUGGAGAGAUACUUGCUCCCCCCUUCAGCAAAUUCGUCGAGACAGAAGGAUCCCUGAUCGUGUUCGACGAAAAGCGAGAGUCGGAGAUGGUGGUUCGGCUGCUCGAGUUCAAGAGCAGGCUCGACCAUUUUCUCAAAUACUCCUUCCAAAACAACGAGGUCAUCGGGAAUGCGCUGCAUAAAGCAUUCGAGACUUUUAUCAACAAGACCAAGAAGUCGCAGUCAAACUGGGAUACGGACAACGCCAAACCAGGAGAAAUGAUAGCGAAGCACGUCGAUCUGUUGCUCAAGGGUGGAGUGAAAGCUAUUCCACGUCUCCAAACACGUCGAAUGGAUCCAUCAAAGCCCGAAGAGGAGCAUGAUUUCGAUGAUGCGCCAGGGGGCGAGGAUGCCGAAAUCAACCAGCAUCUGUCCAAUGCGCUGGACCUCUUUCGUUUUGUCCACGGCAAGGCUGUAUUUGAGGCAUUCUACAAAAAAGAUCUGGCUCGUCGUCUGCUCAUGGGUCGGAGCGCAUCAUUCGACGCCGAAAGAAAUAUGCUCACGCGCCUGAAGAACGAAUGCGGCGCUGCCUUCACGCAUAACCUCGAAUCAAUGUUUAAAGACAUGGAUCUGGCUCGCGAGGAGAUGAUGUCGUACAAGCAACUCCUAGACGAUCGAGGCAUCAAGCCGAGUCCAGACCUACAAGUCAAUGUCCUGUCUGCUUCUGCGUGGCCCACGUACCCAGACGUCGCCGUCAACAUUCCAUCCGAGAUAGCAAAGGUCAUGGAGGACUUUGAGACACACUACAAGUCCAAACAUAGCGGACGGAAGCUCACCUGGAAGCAUUCCCUCGCACAUUGCCAGCUGCGCGCAAAUUUCCCACGCGGAUACAAAGAGCUGGUCGUCUCAGGCUUCCAAGCUGUUGUUUUACUGCUUUUCAACGACAUCCCGGUCGAUAAACACUUGUCGUACGCAGAGAUCAAGGCCUCGACUGGCCUUGUCGAUGCGGAGCUACGCCGGACCGUGCAGUCGCUUGCGUGUGCAAAGUACCAUGUUCUCAAGAAGCAUCCGAAAGGGCGGGAUGUCAACGACACCGACACCUUCACCUUCAACGCGGCAUUCGUUGACGCCAAAAUGCGCAUCAAGAUCAACCAGAUCCAGCUGAAAGAGACGAAGGAGGAGAACAAGGAAACACACGAACGCGUCGCGGCCGAUCGGCACUACGAGACCCAGGCGGCCAUUGUACGCAUCAUGAAGAGUCGCAAGAAGAUCAGCCACAACGAACUGAUCGUCGAAGUCAUCAAAGCAACCAUGUCUCGCGGCGUCCUGGACCAGGCUGACAUCAAGCGAAACAUCGAAAAGCUGAUCGAGAAGGAUUACAUGGAGCGCGAGGAGGGCAACACCUAUUCCUAUGUAGCCUGA
Molecule: messenger RNA, 2697 nt
Organism: Capronia epimyces CBS 606.96
Lineage: Eukaryota; Fungi; Ascomycota; Eurotiomycetes; Chaetothyriales; Herpotrichiellaceae
Exons: 2
Coding region: 1-2697 (898 amino acids)
Biological process (GO): ubiquitin-dependent protein catabolic process; protein ubiquitination; DNA damage response
Cellular component (GO): Cul4-RING E3 ubiquitin ligase complex
Molecular function (GO): ubiquitin protein ligase binding
Source: RefSeq, a predicted model, not a curated record